GCCCCGUAAACCACCACCACCUCUACCUAGAUUGCUAGUAAAUGCGCCUCCCCCUUCCUGACACUCUUUCCCAGCGGCGCCAUUCCGUUCCAUCCACCGAAGGGCUCAGGUUUUGACUCCUGUGGUCAGAUCCCGCUCCAUCUCCAGCCGCACCGACUCGCCCAUCCCGCCUUCCAAGGCAUACCCUCGGCCUGACGACAUGGCUAUCGCGUUGCGCGCGCUCCUUCUGACGCUGCUCGGGAUAUUGGUACUGCUUCAAGCAUGUGAUGCGAAAUUAGUAUACCAGCCAGGAACGAUUCCUACUGAUUCCAACCUCCGAGGCGGGCCUGAGGGAGGCGGCUCGCAGCCGGCGCCGUCAAGUGGCUCAACCGGAGGUUCGGGAGCGCCGCGUUGCGCGUCCGGGCAGACGUACCGCGUGAAGGCCGCGGACACGUGCGUGCGCAUUGUGUUCCGCUACUAUAGGAAGAGCUUCGCCACUUUCCGCUCUGCUAACGGCGGACGGUCGUGCGCUGAUCUGCUGAAAGUCGGCGCGUCGUUGUGCUUGCCUCCGAAUUACCAGAGGCCUGCCUUACCGUAGUGUGUGCUCCUCCGCGCAUACAGGCUUGCUGCUAACCAUGAUUAUGCGGGGGCGUCCGCAGGUUGAUACCGCUGGCAUAAAUCCCUCUUCUAGCUCAAAAUGCAAGCCCGCGUGUGACAUCAAUAUUUACCCCUGGCUUUGUUGUGAAAAAGAAGUGUACGCUAGAUGGGGUAUUCUGUAUAAUAUGUAAUGGCCCCUAUCAAAU
This is a messenger RNA of Closterium sp. NIES-67, 782 nucleotides long. The record is from the annotation of a GenBank genome assembly. Lineage: Eukaryota; Viridiplantae; Streptophyta; Zygnematophyceae; Desmidiales; Closteriaceae.